Messenger RNA from Paramisgurnus dabryanus, 1843 nucleotides. RefSeq lists its product as uncharacterized. The record is from RefSeq and is a predicted model, not a curated record. Lineage: Eukaryota; Metazoa; Chordata; Actinopteri; Cypriniformes; Cobitidae. Gene Ontology annotation, molecular function: RNA polymerase II cis-regulatory region sequence-specific DNA binding; DNA-binding transcription factor activity, RNA polymerase II-specific. Gene Ontology annotation, biological process: regulation of transcription by RNA polymerase II.
CGGUGACGUCAUAAAAGGUGCGCUACAGCUCGUCUGGGAAAAGAUAAGCCGUUUGUGUGAGGUCUGUUCCUGUAGAUGCUGAAGUCACUAUCACACCAGUUCAUCUAUAAAUACUGUGAAGAAGUCAAACAAGCAGCUGCUGUCACAACACAUUCAACUACUCUACUAUUCUGAUCCACUGUUGUAAUGAUGGAGUGUAAUAAAGAGGAGACUGAUCCUGAAUCAUUCAUAAUAACAUCUCAACACACUGAACAACAAACAGGCCUAAUGGUAGUGAAAGAGGAAGGUCAAGAACAAAAUGAAAUGGAGGAUGAACAUCAGCACCACAGUUUCACAAGUCAAGACAAUUGCUCACAAACUGAUGGGUAUUUAUAUCAAGAAAAAGCAGAAGCCAAAAUCUCUCUUGCUCUCUUGCAUAUUUAUGGUGAGACUUUUUCACAAAAAGGACAUUCAAAUGUUGACAUAAAGACUCAAACAGGAGAAAUGAAAUACACCUGUCCUGAGUGUGAAAAGACGUUUACAAGUAAAAGCCACCUUGAGGAUCAUUUUGUAAGUCACACCGGUGAAAGACCCUUCACCUGCCUUCAAUGUGAUAAGAGUUUUAAACGUCAAAGAAAUCUUUAUGUACACCUAAAGAUUCACAGUGGAGAAAGGCCAUACAGCUGUCCUCAGUGUGAAAAGACGUACACAUCUAAACAGCACCUUACACAACAUAUAAUAACUCAUACAAAUGAGAAACCCUUUGCAUGUCCUCAGUGUGAUAAGUGUUUUAAACGACAAAGAAAUCUUAAUGAUCACAUAAGGACUCACACUGGAGAAAGGCCAUACGCCUGUCCUCAGUGUGAAAAGACUUUCACGUGUAAACAAUACCUUCAGGGACAUAUAGUAACUCACACAAAUGAGAGACUCUUUGAAUGCCUGCAGUGUGGCAAGUGUUUUUCACUAAAAAGAAAUCUUACUUUCCACAUAAACACUUACACUGGAGAAAAGACAUACAGCUGUCCUCUGUGUAAAAAGACAUACACAUGUGAAAAGUCCCUGAAUAAACUUCAAACAAGUCACAUUGAUAACAGGCCUUUCUCUUGCCCUCAAUGUGAAAAAAGUUUUAAACAACGACAAACCCUUAAUAUUCACAUGAGGAUUCACAGUGUUGAUAUGACUUACACCUGUCCUCAUUGUGAGAAGAUUUUCACAACAAAAGCACAUUUAGAGAGUCACAUACGUGUUCACACUGGAGAGAAACCUUUCAAGUGCCCGCAGUGUGACAAGAGUUUUAAACAGCAAGGACAUCUUCAGUGUCACAUACGACUUCAUACAGGUGAGAAGCCUUACUCGUGCCAUCUGUGUGAUAAGAGUUACACACAUGCACAAAGUCUCAAAGCUCAUAUGCUGUUACACUCGAAUGAAAAGCCAAUCAGCUGUGAGAGAACUGAAGCGGGAGACCUGGAACGGGACUUAUUGAUCCAUACUGGAGAAAACCCUAAAAGUGCUCAUAUUGUUUUAGACAAUUAGUUAACAGAAUCAAAGGGAAAAUGCUGUCCGCGAAGAGUGAAUGCGUCGAGAUAAAUUUUAGGCGUCAAGUCUAAGCACAUGAUGUAAAAUCCAGAUUAACCAGAAAUAUGACUCGCUCCCAAAAUAAUCAUUCCAGUGCAUUAGUGGUGAAGUUUGUAAUUGUUCAUUAAAAUGUGUCAUCAGCUGAGAUAAAUAUCUAUUUUACUUGCAGAUAGUAAUUUUUAUUUAUUUGACUAUGUUCAUUUAACAAAAACAAUCACCUUUUGUGUGUACUUUAUUAUUUGUAGAUGAAAUUGUUGUAUGCGUUUCACGAUUAAAGAUAUUAAACAGA